Brassicogethes aeneus is the source of this 885-nucleotide messenger RNA. Lineage: Eukaryota; Metazoa; Arthropoda; Insecta; Coleoptera; Nitidulidae. The record is from the annotation of a GenBank genome assembly.
GACGGGUGUAGGGUAAAGCCUGGGUAUCCGAACGUACGCGACAAUGCAACCAAGCUCAGUAGUGUAUUGAGCUUUGCGCGGAGCACUAGUAGCUUCGGUGUUGGGACAGAGUGAACGCGUGAGUUCCACAUUGUUUGUGCGACGUUCGUUAUUAUUGCAUUAUUACACAGUGUUGUGCUGAAGUUUUAUAAUUAUAAACAUGGCAGUGCCGUUCAACAUGCCCGAGGACCACAACGAGGUGGAUGUGUACAUCAAUCAGCUUCAGUCGCUUUUAACGCAGCUUCAGAUCGCUGUCAGACAAUCCAGAGGAAUCAACCCUCCGGUCCUGUUCUCUUCUGCUGUCACUAGAGUGCGCAACGUAUCGGCGAACCGUCGGAUUGUCGUCGAGGAAACCGAUGGACAUGACGCUCUAACGGCCGACGAAUCGGCCAACAAUCUGGAAUGGUUGUCUUCCAUGAUCCAGGAGAACAUCCAGGAGUCCGGCGCGCGGUCCAACAGCAGGUUCUGCGAUUGCGACGAGACCAAAAUCAACAUCACGACGAUCGUGAACGCGGGAUCCGGACAAGAUUGGGCGCAAAUCGGCGUUGCGUUGCGCAAAAUAGCCGACGAUUUGACUCCAGUUAUAACGCGAGAGGACUUUCUGUCUCCGUCGCGGUCAAAAGAGAGCCUGCUUUCAAAGCUACCCGACACCAUUACCUGUUCAAUUUGGACCGCGAUGUUGGGCUGCGUUGGUUGGCACAUAUUUCGGGCCCGGUAAUGGGCCUACAACGUAAGACCACCAAAGUUAUUGAAAGUGAUCGAACAAAAUAUAUAAAUAUAAAUAUAUGUAAAGUGUAAAUUAAGGGUCGCUUAACUAAACUAACGGAUCUCAUUUGAGUUAGUUUG